UCUUCCAGGAUGAUGAUGAUGAUGAAGGUCAAGGUCAACUGCCCGAACUUGAGGAAGGUCAACGGCUCUUCCGUGAUGAGGCCGAAGGCCAAGAGCUCUUGGAGGCUCUUCCAUGACGAGGAUGAUGAAGGUCAAGGGCUUUUUGAAGGACGAUGAAGGUCAACGACUCUUCCAUGAUGAUGAUGAUGAUGGCUGGGGGACUCUUCAUGAUGACGAAGACUGGAGACUCUUCAAUGAUGAAGGCUGGGGACUCUUCCAGGAUGACGAUGACGAUGAUGAAGGCUGUGUGGAGGCUCCGCUGCCGAUGCCACCGAUGACGAUGACGAAGGACGAACGACGCCGAAGGCGCCGCCCUGGGACAGCACACCAGGAACGGAAAGGGGGGGAAGGUAAACCCAACAACCCUCAGGCCUCCUCUUCGGCCUCCUCGCCGAAAUCCUCCUCCUCCUCGGCCGUGGCGUCCUGGUACUGCUGGUACUCGGAGACGAGGUCGUUCAUGUUGCUCUCGGCCUCGGUGAACUCCAUCUCGUCCAUGCCCUCGCCCGUGUACCAGUGCAGGAAGGCCUUGCGCCGGAACAUGGCGGUGAACUGCUCCGAGAUGCGCUUGAAGAGCUCCUGGAUGGCGGUGGAGUUGCCGAUGAAGGUGACGGCCAUCUUGAGGCCGCGCGGCGGGAUGUCGCACACGGCCGUCUUGACGUUGUUGGGGAUCCACUCCACGAAGUAGGAGCUGUUCUUGUUCUGCACGUUCA
Messenger RNA from Ficedula albicollis (Collared flycatcher), 749 nucleotides. RefSeq lists its product as uncharacterized. The transcript has 2 exons. NCBI's taxonomy places the organism in Eukaryota, Metazoa, Chordata, Aves, Passeriformes, Muscicapidae. The record is from RefSeq and is a predicted model, not a curated record. The coding region runs from base 113 to 724 and encodes 203 amino acids.